Messenger RNA from Apus apus (common swift), 1369 nucleotides. It is a transcript of the gene NUBP2, whose product is annotated as NUBP iron-sulfur cluster assembly factor 2, cytosolic. The transcript is spliced from 7 exons. Gene Ontology annotation, cellular component: cytosol. Bases 30 to 848 code for a protein of 272 amino acids. Lineage: Eukaryota; Metazoa; Chordata; Aves; Apodiformes; Apodidae. The record is from RefSeq and is a predicted model, not a curated record. Gene Ontology annotation, biological process: iron-sulfur cluster assembly. Gene Ontology annotation, molecular function: 4 iron, 4 sulfur cluster binding; ATP-dependent FeS chaperone activity; ATP binding.
AGGCGGAAGCGGGCGGCGCCGGCAGCGGCAUGGAGGAGGCGGCCGGGGAGAGAAGCAACCUGGCCGGGGUGCGGCACAUCCUGCUGGUGCUGUCCGGGAAGGGCGGCGUGGGGAAGAGCACCAUCUCCAGCCAGCUGGCCCUGGCCCUGCAGCACUGCGGGAACAGGGUGGGGAUCCUGGACGUGGACCUUUGUGGCCCCAGCAUCCCCCGCAUGUUCCGGGUGCAGGACAAGGACGUGCACCAGUGUGACAGUGGUUGGGUCCCUGUCUUCGUGGGCCAGGACAAGAGCAUCUCCCUCAUGUCCAUUGGUUUCCUGCUGGAGAGGCCAGAUGAUGCUGUGGUGUGGAGAGGACCCAAGAAGAAUGCUUUGAUCAAACAGUUUGUUACUGACGUGGCCUGGGGGGACCUGGACUUCCUCAUUGUGGACACACCACCAGGCACGUCGGACGAGCACAUCUCCACGGUGGAGGCCCUGAGGCCCUACCAGCCUCUUGGAGCAGUCCUGGUCACAACACCCCAGGCUGUGUCGGUGGGAGAUGUGAGGAGGGAGCUGACCUUCUGUAAGAAGACAGGUCUACAGGUGCUGGGCAUCGUGGAGAACAUGAGUGGCUUCGUCUGCCCACACUGCUCUGAGUGCACAAACAUCUUCUCCAAAGGGGGAGGUGAGGAGCUGGCCAAGGACUCUGGGGUCCCCUUCCUGGGCUGUGUUCCCCUGGACCCCCAACUCAGCCAGAGCUUGGAAGAGGGCAAGGAUUUCAUCCAGGAGUUUCCCAAGAGCCCGGCCUUCCCUGCCUUGGCUCACAUCACCCAGCAGAUCUUGGCUGGGAUGAGGCAACAGAGCUCCUGAGGAGAGGAUGGAGCUGGAACCUUGAAGCCCCUGGUCUGGCAGCCAACAGGGAAGGGGGAUGGAGAAGCUCUUGAACUUGGAAACUGUCUCAGGGGGGUGAUGGAGGGAGGGUGGAACACUCACAGUGAUCCAGAAGGGAAGUGCUGCUCUGUCCCCCUGAAUCUGAGGAGACCCUGGAUCAUCUGGCUGGGGGGCUCCACGUGCUGCUGCCUUCUCCUGCUUCCCUUGCCUGAUGGAUUUGGUGGUGCUGGGCUCAGGGAGGUGGGGCUGGAUGCUCCCCUGCACACCCAGGCCAGGCCACCUCGCUCCAACCUCUGGGAUCACCGGUUCCUGAUGGGCUGCUGAGGACAUGGCAUGUGCUUGAUGUCAGAAGAUGACUUGAGGAGACCAACCACCCCUCUGAGGGCUCCAUCCCACCGGGCUGGAGGCACCAGGCCUCUUGCUCUGCUGGGAGUUGCCAUCACUCAGGAAUCUCUUUCUUUUUUGAAAGGUCCCAGGCAGUAAAUAUUUCUUAAAAUCCA